Molecule: messenger RNA, 3719 nt
Organism: Dermochelys coriacea (leatherback sea turtle)
Lineage: Eukaryota; Metazoa; Chordata; Testudines; Dermochelyidae
Gene: MMP14
Product: matrix metallopeptidase 14
Exons: 10
Coding region: 111-1850 (579 amino acids)
Biological process (GO): skeletal system development; zymogen activation; extracellular matrix organization
Cellular component (GO): extracellular matrix
Molecular function (GO): metalloendopeptidase activity; zinc ion binding
Source: RefSeq, a predicted model, not a curated record
GAGCCAGGCGCUGCCCACGUCCCCAGCCCGGCGGCGGGAGGCGGGAGCGGCCGAGGGGAGGCGGCGAGGCGAGGGACGGGGACAGUCGCCGCGGAGGGAGGGACGGGAAGAUGAGCCCCUCGCCGAGCCUGGUGCCCUCUCUGCUCUCUGCCAGCCUGGCGCUGAGCUCCCUGCUGCAGGGCACCGCAGGGGGCCCCAGCUUCAGCCCCGAGGCCUGGCUGCAGCAGUACGGGUACCUCCCCCCCGGCGACUUGCGGACCCACACCCAGCGCUCGCCCCAGUCGCUCUCGGCUGCCAUCAGCGCCAUGCAGAGCUUCUAUGGCCUACGGGUCACUGGGACUGCUGACGCCGACACCAUGAGGGCCAUGCAGCGGCCCCGCUGUGGUGUCCCGGAUAAGUUCGGGGCCGAGAUCAAGGCCAAUGUUCGGCGCAGGCGCUACGCCAUCCAGGGCCUGAAAUGGCAGCACAACGAGAUUACGUUCUGCAUCCAGAACUACACGCCCAAGGUGGGUGAGGCAGCCACGUUCGAAGCCAUCCGCCGGGCCUUUGGGGUGUGGGGGGCGGCCACGCCGCUGCGCUUCCGCGAGGUGCCCUACGCCCACGUGCGCCAGGGCCGGGCGCCGCAGGCCGACAUCAUGAUCUUCUUCGCCGAGGGUUUCCACGGUGACAGCACCCCCUUCGACGGGGAGGGGGGCUUCCUGGCCCACGCCUACUUCCCCGGCCCCCACAUCGGCGGUGACACCCACUUCGACUUGGCCGAGCCCUGGACCGUCCGCAAUGAUGACCUCAAUGGGAACGACAUCUUUCUGGUGGCCGUGCACGAGCUGGGCCAUGCACUGGGGCUGGAGCAUUCGAACGACCCCUCGGCCAUCAUGGCGCCCUUCUACCAGUGGAUGGACACUGAGAAGUUUGUGCUGCCGGACGAUGACCUGCGCGGCAUCCAGCAGCUCUAUGGGAGCAAGUCGGGGGUCCCCACCAAGGCCCCCCCGGUGCCCCACACCACGGCCAGGCCCCAUGUGCCUGAUGAGCCCAACAACCCCCCCUACGGUCCCAACAUCUGCGACGGCAACUUUGACACCAUUGCCGUCCUGCGUGGGGAGAUGUUCGUCUUCAAGGAGCGCUGGUUCUGGCGGGUCCGGAAUAACCGGGUCAUGGAUGGAUAUCCACUCCCCAUUGGCCAGUUCUGGGUCGGUCUCCCGGCAUCAAUCAGCACGGCCUAUGAGAGGAAAGACGGGAAAUUUGUCUUCUUCAAAGGUGACAAGCACUGGGUGUUUGAUGAAGCCAUCCUGCAGCCUGGGUACCCGAAACCUCUCCGGGAGUUGGGCCGGGGGCUCCCCACUGAUCGCAUCGAUGCUGCCCUCUUCUGGAUGCCCAGUGGGAAAACCUACUUCUUCCGGGGCAACAAAUAUUACCGUUUCAAUGAGGAGAGCCGCUCAGUGGAUGCCGAGUACCCCAAGAACGUUGCCGUCUGGGAGGGAAUUCCCGAGUCACCCCGUGGGGCCUUCAUGGGCAGCGAUGAAGCCUUCACCUAUUUCUACAAGGGCGGCCGCUACUGGAAGUUCAACAACCAGCAGCUGCGGGUGGAACCGGGCUACCCCAAGUCGGCGCUGCGGGACUGGCUGGGCUGCAGGGGCGGCCGGCGCGAGGAUGAAGAGCGGGAGGAGACCGAGGUCAUCGUCAUCGAGGUGGAUGAGGCGGGAGGCGGGGCGGUGGACCUGGCCGCCGUGGUUCUCCCCGUCAUGCUGCUGCUCUGCGCCCUGGCGCUGGGCGCUGCCGUCCUGGUCUUCAAACGCCGCGGGACCCCCAAGCGGCUGCUGCACUGCCAGCGCUCCCUGCUGGACAAGGUGUGAGGGGCGGGGCUCCCCGGCCCUGCCCGCCUCCCUGGCCCUGCCCCCUGCUGGACAAGGUGAGGGGGCGGGGUUCCUCUGGCUCCUCCCCAGCUCCGCCCCCCCGCUGCACUGCCAGCACUCCCUGCUGGACAAGGUGUGAGAGGCGGGGCUUCUCUCUGGCUCCUCCCCUUAAGCUCCUCCCCUUCCCUGCUGGACAAGAUGUGAAGGGUGGGGGCUUCCCCUUGGCACCUCCUCCUUUCUGACAUUCCUUCCCCCCCCUCCGUGAAGCGUGCUGAGCGCGCUCACUAGCCUGCGGGGUGACCCCUGACCCCUUCCCCUUGUGUAACCAUGUGUCCUUUGAGCUCCUGGGGAAAGGUCAAAGUUCAGGCCCUUCAACUUCCCCUAUGACCUCUCAACUUUCACCUCACCAGAGGGGAAGCCAAUGGGAGACAGCAGUGUGAUUACCUCCCCAUAGGUCAUGCGGGCUCCUCCCACCAGUCUUGGGCACAUGACCUAGCCAAUCAGCUUGGCUCUAUUUCCCCUGUUUGUCGGUUGGGUUGGGCUGAAUCUCCCAUUGGUCUGUGUACAAAGUGGGGGGCAGGGCUGUCUGUGGAAUGGAGGACCCUGGUUGGCCCUCAGGUACUUUAGACAGGGCCUUGGGAGCCCAGGGGUGGAGCCACAGAGGGGGAGGGGCCAUAAUAACCAUGGGGGUGGAGCUAGUAAAAGAGGGAAGGCAUUUGGCUAAAGAGGGCGGGGCUUUAGCAUUAAAUGGCCGGGUCUAUGCAGAUAAGGGGGCUUUGCAUUCCAGUGGGCUGGGCUACACAGAUGUGGGGGCUUUGCAUUCUAGUGGGUGGGUCUAUGCAAAUAAGGGGACUUUGCAUUACAGUGGGCAGGGCUAUGCAGAUGACGGUUGCCAUGCAGUACAAUGGACAGAGCUAGGUCAAACCCAGGGCAUUCUAAUGGGCGGGGCUAGAGCAACAGUAGCAGGGGAUGAUGGGAAAACAGGCAGGGUGCUCAUGGGGCAGCAUGAUGUUUUUGGGGGAAGAGCCAAAGGAAGGGGGCGGGGGCCUUAUUUUGCCCCCACUUUCCUGCAGGGCCGCAAACAGGGUGGCAGGGAAUCUUGCACCCCCCCAUCCUGAGUAAUAGGGGAUCACAGCCCAGUAGGGGUCACCCAGGUAUCAGAGACCAUCCCAUAGAAUCUGCCUAGGAAAGAGGGUGGGGGGGAUACUGUAGGGGGCAGGGACCGUGGCUGGAUCCAGUUUGGGAUGAAUGGGGCAGAUGGGGGGCUGGUUAGGGGGUGCGCUGUGGGCCCAGUUUGGGGGUGAAUGGGCUGGUUCAGUGGAGCAAGAGUCAGGUUUAGGGGUCCCCUCCUCUUUCCUCUCCCGUGUUGGGGAGGGGUCUCAUUGGGGGAUUUUUGUUUGGGUUUUUAUAAAAAAUGUAUAAUUUUUGUAAUAAAAAAACUUAAUUAUUGUAUAGAACAAAAGGCAAUUAACUAAAAUCAGUGUGUAAGUGGGGGAGGGGGUGGUAUCGGGGUGCAGGGGGAUGCCCCUCAAUUCCCGCUGGCUGGGACAAGGGGCCUGCUUUGCCCUGCACCCGCUUCGGAGGGAUUUUCACCAGGGUGUUUUGAAACCGUCGGAUUAAAGUGCUUUCUGGGGGGAGGGUUGGUUUGUCUCUCUUGGUAUUUUUCAAUGUAUUAUUGUUAUUAAUAUUAUUUUGCUAUUGAGUCAACGCGUUUCUGGGGAAAUCAUCUCAGUUGAAUUGUUGGGCUUUUUAUUAACAUGGCCGUGGGUUUUAGCAGGUAUCGCUCGGGGAAUGUACGUGCCAUGAAAACGCCCACAGAUUUCAAUUGCAGCUAUCACUCUUCGUAAUAAACCCCCCUUUCUGAGGAUU